Messenger RNA from Lotus japonicus, 779 nucleotides. RefSeq names its product MATH domain and coiled-coil domain-containing protein At3g58360. Lineage: Eukaryota; Viridiplantae; Streptophyta; Magnoliopsida; Fabales; Fabaceae. The record is from RefSeq and is a predicted model, not a curated record. Gene Ontology annotation, molecular function: protein binding.
UUCAAGAAAAGGAUAAGGAUAUAAAACCUCGUCUACCCAUAUAAAUAACAACAAAACUCUGAAAACAGUGACAUAAACUAGCCUCCAUUUACUAUUCCAUUGAUAUAUUGCCUACAUGUAGCCAUGGAUAGCCAAGAUGGUUUGGCCCUUCUUUCUUGGGAAGUAUCUUAUAAAUAAGUUGUCAUGUGUUUCUUCAAAAACAACAGAAGAUUUCAACAGUAGCUCUAAAGGUUUUCUGGUGGAUAUUACAUGUGCAUUUGGAGCACAAGUCUUUGUGUGCAAGGAAAGAAGCACAGGCAAAUGAGAAUCAUUGAUAAUGAUGAAGGAUGUGGUUGCCUACAAGCAUGUCUGGGAGAUUAAAAACUUCUCAAAAUUGGAAUCAGAAUGUUAUGACUCCAAACCAUUCAAUGCAGGAAAGUACAAAUGGAAGAUAAAACUAUAUCCCAAUGGAAAAGGAGCUGAAUUGGGAAGUUAUCUUUCUCUGUACCUAACCUUGGCUAACCCAACAUCCCUUUCUCCUUGUUCCAAAAUAUAGGCACAGAUAAUCUUACGCAUAAUAGACCAGAAGCAAGCCAAGCAUCAUGAUGGAAAAGCUAACUACUGGUUUAGUGCCUCAAGCCUCGAAAAUGGUGCAUCCAGAUUUAUUUUGCUCAAUAAUUUCACCAGUCAGAAUUUGGGGUAUUUAGUGCCUUACAUUUGCUUGGUAGAGGCAGAGUUUACAAUACUUGGAGUGGUUGAUGCAUUGUCCUGAGACUGUUCAUAAGUCUUCUACUACUAAU